Molecule: messenger RNA, 4939 nt
Organism: Hydractinia symbiolongicarpus
Lineage: Eukaryota; Metazoa; Cnidaria; Hydrozoa; Anthoathecata; Hydractiniidae
Product: protein flightless-1 homolog
Exons: 42
Coding region: 153-3890 (1245 amino acids)
Biological process (GO): barbed-end actin filament capping; actin polymerization or depolymerization; myofibril assembly
Cellular component (GO): nucleus; actin cytoskeleton; cytoplasm
Molecular function (GO): actin filament binding; phosphatidylinositol-4,5-bisphosphate binding
Source: RefSeq, a predicted model, not a curated record
AUGGAGUGACGCAAAGUACCACAUCGAGUCGUAGUAAAGGAAAAAAAAACAGGCGAAGGGGAAAGGCUACAAAACUUUGCACCACCAGACGGAACAUCAAGAAGAAAGUGUUAAUCUGUUGGAUUAAUUAGUCUUUUAUCCCAAAGGAAGAAAUGGCUGAUGGAGUUGGGGUGCUACCAUUUGUGAGAGGUAUUGACCUCUCCAAGAACGACUUUCAUUCAUCCUUCCCAUCUCGUAUUACCUCCAUGACAAACUUACGAUGGCUGCGUGUUGACAGAUCAAAUCUAACAAAAGUUCCUCCAGAAAUUGGAAAUCUAACAAAACUUGAGCAUCUUUCACUAGUGAAAAAUAACUUAAACAGUUUACAAAUUAAUGUAGAGAACUUACCUAACUUGAAGGUGAUUAAUGUUCGGCAUAACAAUUUGAAAAAUGCAAGUAUACCAGAUGAAGUGUUUGCACUGGAUGAUCUUUUGACAGUGGAUUUGAGUCAUAAUGAUAUCAUUGAGAUUCCGGAAGAAUUGGAAAAUGCAAGUGAAUUGCUUGUCCUUAACCUUAGCAACAACCGCGUUACACAGAUUCCUAAUCAGUUAUUCAUGCAUCUCACAGAUUUGAUCUUUAUGGAUGUUAGUAAUAACCUACUAGAAACUAUUCCUCCACAAUUACGAAGAUUAACCAACCUGCAAACUCUUAUCCUCAACAACAACCCGUUGCUACAUGCACAACUCAGACAACUACCAUCCCUAACUCAACUACAUACGUUACAUCUCCGAAAUACACAGCGGACAAUAUCGAACAUGCCAAAUAAAUUGGACAAUAUCGAAACGUUGACAGACUUGGAUAUUUCACAUAAUGAUUUGCCAAGAGUUCCUGAGCCUGUUUAUCGUAUGACGAAUCUUAAAAGGCUGGAUUUAAGUCACAACACCAUAACAGAAUUAUCUAGUCUCAUUGAUUCAUGGACCAAGCUAGAAACACUAAAUCUAAGUAGGAACCAGUUGACUGCAUUACCUCAUACAAUAUGCAAAAUGACCAGUUUAAAAAGACUUUAUGCAAACAGUAACAAUUUGACGUUUGAAGGGAUUCCACUUGGGAUUGGAAAGUUGUUAAACUUGGAAGUUUUCAUGGCAGCAUGGAAUAAGUUGGAAUGUAUCCCCGAAGGUGUUUGCAGAUGUAUGAAGUUAAAAAAAUUGGUCCUUCACUCUAACUGCUUGAUCACGUUACCUGAAGGAAUACACUUUUUGGCAAAUUUAGAAAAUUUAGACACACGAAAUAAUCCGAAGUUAGUGAUGCCUCCAAAGCCUGUAUCGCAAAGUGAAGCAGAUGCUGAAUUUUAUAACAUUGAUUUUUCAUAUCAAACUCAACUUCGUCUUGCGGCUGGUCAGUCUCCGUCUGUGUUGCAGACCAAAGAUCCAAUUGCUAGAAAGAUGCGACUCCGUGGAAGAAGAUAUCAAAGUGUUAAUGAAACCGACAAGAAAUUGAAGGGCAUGGUUGAAAGUGCAGAAGAACGAAAACAUAAGAAAAUAAGGAAGGAUGGCGAUGAUGAUGGAUCACCAGAUGAUCAUAAGCUAAAGACAGGCAAACGGUGGGAUCAAAAAUUGGUGAAACCUGAUUUAAACUAUCAAGAUAUAUUUCUAGAAGACGUUGGAACAGAUGAAGGUCUUACUGUCUGGGUCAUUGAGAACUUCUUACCAACUCCAAUGGAAGAAGGGUUAUUUGGAAAAUUUUAUGAUGGCGAUUGUUAUAUCAUAUUGAAGACUGAGUAUGACGAAACAGAUCAACUUUUCCACAAAAUAUAUUACUGGAUUGGUCAACACUGCACAUUGGACAAAAAAGCCUGUGCAGCCAUUCAUGCAGUUAAUCUUCGUAAUCUGCUCGGCGCUGAAGGUAGAACAAUGAGAGAAGAACAAAGUGAUGAAUCUGAUGAGUUCUUGGAGCUUUUCGACACUGGUGUCUCUUAUAUCGAAGGUGGCAACAGCAGCGGCUUCUACUCUGUAGAGGAGACUGUGUAUACCACCAGAUUGUAUCGAUUGUAUGGCGGACACGGUAUAAAGGUGGAACCUGUGGAACUCACAUGGGAGUCUCUUGAUCCGAAUUACGUGUUUGUCUGUGAUGCAGGCCUGAAAGUCUAUGUAUGGUCUGGCUCGAAGGCCAAGCUCAUGUUUAGGACCAAAGGACGCUUAUUUGCAGACAAAAUUAUGAAAAUGGAACGCAAAAACAAAGGAGAAAUUGUGCAAAUAUUCGAGGAUGAAAUUGAAGAAUUUAUGGGCUUCUGGGAUCUUUUGGGUGGUCCACCAACUGGAAGAUUGCGCGAGAAGUAUGAGUACAAGUAUUUUACACCCAAGCAACCCAUUUUAUAUAAAGUCGGCCUAGGUAUGGGAUACUUGGAACUGCCUCAAGUUGAAUUACCUGAUAACAAGUUGAAGCAGAGCCUACUUGACACGAAAAGUGUUUACGUUCUCGACUGUUGGUCUGAUGUUUUCAUAUGGAUUGGUCGUCGUUCAGCCCGCUUAGUUCGAGCUGCAGCGUUAAAAUUAGCUCAAGAACUUUCCGAGUUUCUACCAAGGCCUGCAUUUUCGUUGGUGACGAGAAAUUUGGAAGGAGUGGAACAAUCCGUGUUCAAAACAAAAUUUGCUGGUUGGGAUGAUGUGCUGGCUGUCGAUUUCACCAAAACCGCUGACAGGGUGGCACAGAUCAAAAAGGAGAGUGAUGCAAACGCGGGAAAAAGCGAAGACAGUGUCGUACCCAAUCUCCCACCACCGAAAGUACAGAAGGUGGACUUGGCAGCAUUGUUUACAGCACGACAGUUGCCAAUGUCGGAUCAAGAAUGUGAUCAAUCGUCUGAAGAAUGGAACGAAGAUUUGGACCAAAUGGAAUGUUUCGUGCUGGAAGGAAGAAAAUUCGUUCGGCUGCCGGAAGAAGAGAUCGGUCAUUUCCGUAGUGGGGACUGUUACGUGUUUUUGUGUAGAUACUGGGUACCACCUGAGGAAAAUGAAGAUGAAGAAGCGGAAGAGGAGGAGGAAAAAGAAGACGACUUUCAGUGUGUCGUCUACUUUUGGGAGGGACGCGACGCUGGUAAAAUGGGAUGGCUAACGUUCGCGUUUAGUCUGCAAAAGAAAUUUGAAGCCUUGUUCGGAGACAAACUUGAAGUAGUACGAACUAGACAACAGCAGGAAGCUCUGAAGUUCCUCUCUCACUUCAAAGGUCGUUUUGUUGUAGAGAAAGGAAAAAGAAAGCACAGUGAAGCUGAAGCGAAAUCGAAACUGUUUGAGAUUCGUUCGACGAUGGGUAAAUUGACUCGUCGUGCCAUGGAGGUGGAAUGCGACGCAACUAAUCUCAACACGAACUUCCCUUACGUGCUCAAGGUCCCCUUUGACAAUGCUGGUGGUAUUGUGUAUGUAUGGCUGGGUAAGAAAUGUGACCAGGAGCAGUUUAGCCAUGCAGAGGAGAUUGGCAACGAAUUGGCCGAAGAGGGUUAUUCCUUACAGGUAGUACAGGAAGGUGAAGAACCGGAGAACUUCUUUUGGGUUGGUAUUGGCGGAAAGAAGGAAAUAGCUCAGACGGCUGAGUACGCUGACAAUGCAAGAUUAUUUAGAUGUUCCAAUGAAAAAGGAUUUUUUACGGUGUCAGAGAAAUGCUCUGACUUUUGUCAGGACGAUCUAGCAGAUGAUGACGUCAUGUUAUUGGACACUGGUACCGAGCUUUUCAUCUGGAUAGGCGAGACAGCGAGUGAUAUUGAGAAGAAGUUGUCAGUAAAAGCGGCGCAGGUUUACAUGCAGCAUAUCAAAGAACAAAAGCUGGGACCUCAGCGCAAGCUCCAUUUAACCGGCAAACGAAAGGAGCCUAUUAUAUUUUCGCGAUGCUUCCACGGGUGGUCUGAAUGGCCAGCAAAGUAGAUGUCCAAGUUAGCUAUCAAACCGAAAUCGCUUAUGACAUUGUGUAGUUUUUUAAUUAUAGGGUAGAGAGAAUGUUAUAUAUAAUUUAUAACCCUUUUCGCGUCAUUAAAUUUUCAUGAUUUUUUUAAACAAAAUAAUUCUAAAAUUAUGUAUAUUUGGCGCCGGUAAGCCUUAAGGGAGACUGCUUUUAAAGUAUUUUUGUAUUAUACGUGCGUAGCGAGAGUAGGUUAAACAUAUCAGAUGUGAGCAGUCUUGUUUAGAAGACUAAGAAAUACAGGAAUGAUCACUGACGGGGGUAAAGAGGUGGUAUUAGACAACCCUCCUCCCGACAAAUUGAAAAAUGUUUUUACUGCAUUGCAUUUGAUAGAACAAUGUUGCAAUGCCCCUAAGUGAGCCCGGCCUGGCGGAAUGUCUGAUGAAAGUAACUCUAGUUAUUCGAGAAAUAUAGCAGAGACGGUGAAUUAGUUUUCCUUCAAAGCAGUUCUUUGUCCACAAAGCUCCCAUUCCCGCCAGUUUUCGAUGUCUUCUUGACCUCUAAAGGGAUUAGGAUACGUGAAUCAGUUUGUGACCUUUUUCUUUAAUUAAUUUUUGAGUAAGUUUUACAAAUGGUUUCAGUGAUUGUUUUGAUGUUGUUCUUUUAGCGUGCGCAACAAAAUCUCAGCGCCGCGUUUUUUUGAUGCGAAGAAAGACAAACAGUGGAAAUUAUUUAAUAAAACUUUUAUUAAAGAUGAAUCAAAUCAUAUAUUUUGUACAAUUUUUUUUUAGUUUUUAUUUCUAAGCGUUGAUUUAAAAUAACCUUUAUGGAUGCAGCCCUAGCCCCAAUUCUUUUAUUCCGUUUUGUUCUUUAACAACGAAAGGAAAGCAUGGUCCUGGAAACGAGGUUGAUAUUCUGUAAUUUUUAUAUUCCGAUGAACACACAUUUAUCAGAGGAUGCGUUUUUUUAUCGUGUGAUGUAAUCGUUUUUCGUUUUGUAUUAUAUAUUGAUUAGCUCGCUGUUGUAUUUUUGUAAGAUAGCAUCAAAGAAGAGUUUUCUUUGAAACUUCUCACUA